AUGGAAUUGCUAGUAAAGAAGACUAUUAAGAUAUUAAGUUUUUAAGAGUAAAAUAGUCUUGAAUUAACAUAAAUAUUGCCUUCUUUGCAACCACUAAUAAAUAGUGUCAACCAAGAGAAGUUUGUAUAAAAAUUGAAGGAAAAUCAUAAUAUAUAGGUGGAUGACUCUAAAAAAGAUAAAAUUUUCAUUUCUUUAAAUCGAGAGAAGGCCAAAGAGUCAAAUGAUGAAAAGCAAUUAAGCCUAUUUUUCAAAGAAGAUAAAACUAAUAAGAGUCUUUACUACCUUUAUAGGUUAAUACUAAAAGCUGGACCAGGAGGAAUAAAUUAUAGCGACUUGGCAAGUUAAUUUAACUCCAAGUUUUUUAAAGAGAAGACAUCCGACAGCAAGAUAGCUUAAAGCAAUAGUGAAAAGGGAGGAGAAAAAUCAAAUAAAAAGAAUGGUAAAAAAAAUGAAAAAGAGAGUUAGCAAACUGAAGAAUACGAGAAGGAUAUCAAGAAGCUAGAUAUUACAAAUGUUUCUCACUAUUGCAGAAAGUUAUUUACUUUAAAAUUCAUUAAUAUAUUACCUGAGAAGGUGUGUAAAAAGGCAGUAGCUACAAAGUUUUAAGACAAAUGCUUACAGAUAGAUACAAAAGUUAAAAGAAAAUAAACAAUGGCUUCUCAAAUGAAAACAGAAAUAGAUUUAGAUGAGAUGAAAAAACAGUAAUUCACUAAACUCUCUAUAGUAAGCGAACCAUGGAAAUAUCUGAAGGAAGAUACUUUUAUACUAAAUGAGCUUACAUUUAAUUAGAAUAUCCUCCUUAAUUUUGCGUCUUAUGAGGCAUUUUUAAGAGAAGGUCUUUUAUAGACAGAAAUAGCAUCUAAAAUCAACAAAUUAGGCGAAAGAAAAAUGUUGGUUAGAUCUCUAGAAAAUAUUAUUGAUGAUUACAAAGUAUUGUCUACUGCAGAUAGAUAAGGAAGAACGUUUUCAUUAAAAUUCCACAUUAAAUCACAAGUGAUGGCAGAUUAUAUCGAUUAGCUUCUUAAAGAAAAUAAGAUAAAUCUAAAGAAAGAGCUAGAGGAUAUGCAAAGAUAACAGAUGGUUUUGUAGCCAAUAAAUGCUUAAAACGAUGGAAAUGAAGAGCAAUAAUAACAUAACAACAAUGGAAAUUAAAUAUAAUCUAAACUUUAAUUUUCUAACUCAGGUGAACCAAAAGAAAAUAGAUUUUUAGAAAUUAAGAUUGAAGAAAAACAAAAUUAAAAUGGAGUAAACUAAAGUAAUCUUUAAAGCAAAAAUUAAUCAAAUACAAAACAAGUUAACCCAGCUGAGAGCAAUAACGAAAAAAUGAAUUAAAAUAUGGCAUAAAUAAAUCAAAGACAGGAACUUUUCAAUUAAAACCCUAAAUUAAACUACACCAGUUUUGAACAUAUUUACAAAUAUUUCUAAGAAAAUGAAAAGCUUGUGCAAGAUCUCAUUAUAGCUGCUGGUGAUAAAGAAUUUGUAAAAAAAUUAAUGAAAAUUCCACCUUCAUACAAUGACAGUGACUAUUAAAAAUUUUCUGAACUCCUUUUAAAAGUCAUCAAUGAAACAGUAGAAUUCACAUAUGUAAGAACUAAGAAAGGACAGGAAGGAGGUAUUUAAAAUGAGUAACUAAAUAGAUAAAAAGUAAGCAAGAAAUAAAUUUCUAGAAAUAAACUUAAUCGUUACAUACACAUUUUGAAUAGAAUUGAAGAAAAAAAGGUUAUAAAAAAUUUAAAUCUUAAAAAAUACAUAAUUGCUUUAGAAAAAAAUCAAGGUGUUGGAGAAAUUGAUAAAAAAACUUUAGAACAUAUUCUAAACACAUUUUAAUUUAUAAACUACAUAACAGUUAAAAAAAUAAAAAUUGAUAUCUAAACAAUAAGCUAAAACAUAGUAAGGUCUAUCACUAUCCAUAAAGAUGUCCCAGAAGAUGAUCCAAGAGUAAUUAAGGCUGAAAAAACUAUUAGCAAAGGACUCCUAAAGAAAGGUCCAAAACAAGAUGAAAGUUAUAGCAGCGAUUCAGAUAGUGAAUCGGAUUAUCAAAGCCACUUCAAUACUUAAAAUUAAUAAUCAAAGUCUUCUGGAAUUAGCAAGCUUCAAGUAACUAAAAAUAACGGAUAGCAAGGAAAGAUUAACGCUGGAAAAUAAUCAGAUAUAACGAACUUUUUCAUAAAAAAGCAAAGAAAUUUAUAACCAAACUAAAAGAUUUACUACUAUGACGAAGAUGAAAAUGAUUAAGAAAAUAACUCUAUGUUAUAGGAAUAGGUUAAUAAAUUAAAUUCAAAUACCUAAAUUCAAGCAAACCCAUAAAGAAAAACCUCUUUAUAAAUGCAAUUAUAAGAAGCUUUGUCUAAAGUAACAAAAGAGAAUUGUGAAAUUCCUGCUGGACCUGAAAAAAUGAAGAUCCUUGCUUCAUUAAUAUUUUAGUUUAUGGAGAAAAAACUUACAAAGAAUUACAAAGACACCUUUGACAAAAUUAAUGAAAUUAACUAUUCUACAAUUUACACUACUUUAUACUUCCAAAAAGAAUAAGUUGAAUUUAAAUAUCCUCUCUUUUAGUAAAAUCUAUGCAAUAAUUUAUUAUAGCUCAGCUAAAGUCAUAAAAUGUAUCCAAACAUGAUGGAUUUAGAAUUGGAUACUUUGGAUAUUAACUCAACAAAUCUCCCAACUGUUGAAUAGUUAAUUGACGAAGCAUUUACUUCUCCCUAAGAUUCAGCGUUUUCAUCUCUAUCUGAGUCAACAUAUGAUUAUUUAAUACCAAUUAAGCCAAAAGAAAUUUUUUUGGAAGAAGCUUAGGCUUUAUUGGAAAAGAAUAACUAAAACAAAAAAGAAAUUGAAAAACUUCAAAUUUCCCUAUCAGCUUUGAAAGGAAAGGAUACUAAAAACUAAAAAAAUCUUAUUCAAGAUGCUUUGCUUAAAUUCAAAAGCUAUUUAAUACGUUAUCCUUGCAGAAAGCUGAUUGACACCAAAUUGCGUUACCAAAUGGUGGACUAUUAUUCCUUUUUAAAUCAGUGUGUAUAGAGUGAUUCAAUAAAAUUCUUUAAAUUAAACAAGGAAAAUCAAUUCUAUGAAAAAAUCAGACUUUCUGAAAUAAGUCUAGAGAAUAUAGACAGUGUUUAUUACCAAAUUACUAACAAUUAUUACAAUCAUUUUAAUUUAUUUUAACAGGAAACAACAUAGUCUUAAUGA
Tetrahymena thermophila SB210 is the source of this 3186-nucleotide messenger RNA. RefSeq lists its product as hypothetical. The record is from RefSeq and is a predicted model, not a curated record. The transcript is spliced from 4 exons. Lineage: Eukaryota; Ciliophora; Oligohymenophorea; Hymenostomatida; Tetrahymenidae.